This is a messenger RNA of Dentiscutata erythropus, 123 nucleotides long. The record is from the annotation of a GenBank genome assembly. NCBI's taxonomy places the organism in Eukaryota, Fungi, Glomeromycota, Glomeromycetes, Diversisporales, Gigasporaceae.
AUGUCGCAAAAAAUGCAAGAAAUGCUAUUUGAACGUAUUGAAGGAGAGACAUUGCAAAAGUUGGAAAAAAGAUUUGAGGUGUUCUGUGCCAAGUUGCUGAAAGUAUUUGAGAAGUAUGGUGCU